Coffea eugenioides is the source of this 1099-nucleotide messenger RNA. RefSeq names its product cyclin-D5-1-like. Bases 1 to 1011 code for a protein of 336 amino acids. The transcript has 5 exons. NCBI's taxonomy places the organism in Eukaryota, Viridiplantae, Streptophyta, Magnoliopsida, Gentianales, Rubiaceae. Gene Ontology annotation, molecular function: cyclin-dependent protein serine/threonine kinase regulator activity. Gene Ontology annotation, biological process: mitotic cell cycle phase transition; regulation of cyclin-dependent protein serine/threonine kinase activity. Gene Ontology annotation, cellular component: cytoplasm; nucleus; cyclin-dependent protein kinase holoenzyme complex. The record is from RefSeq and is a predicted model, not a curated record.
AUGCAAAAUUCUCAGGAUGCAUUUUCGUCUCCUUCAAGUCUACUAUGCCGAGAAGAAAGUGAGAAUGUCUUCAAUGAUGGUGGUGGUACAAUUGGUGAUUACAUAUCAAAUGCAGGGAAAGAAGAAGAAGAAGAUGAUGAUGAUGCUGAGUACGUAGAGAUGUUGCUCCGAGAAGUGAUUAGCGGCAAUGGACCUGUACUUCAAGAACAAGAAUGCGCAUACAUUAGUAAUUGGAUUAAAGAAGCUCGUUUGGAUGCCAUCCAAUAUAUUCUGAGUACCAAUGCAUCAUUUGGAUUUAAAAUCCAAACAGCUUUCUUGGCAGUCACAUAUCUUGAUAAAUUUCUUUCAAGAAGGCUUAUUGAGGGUGAGAAAUAUUGGGCAAUACGUCUGCUAGCAAUGGCUUGUUUAUCAUUGGCCGCAAAAAUGGAAGAAUGCAGAGUGCCCCUAUUAUCAGAAUUUCCUGGGGAGGAUUACAAUUUUGAAGGCAAAGUGAUAAGGAGAAUGGAGAUUUUAAUAUUAGAUACAUUGGAGUGGAGAAUGGCAAUAGCUACUCCUUACACCUUCACCCCUUAUUUCGUAUCAAAACUUUGCAAGAACAACCAAAUGAGAGACGCGGUUUCCAGAGUAAUUGAGAUCAUCCCUGUUGCAAUAAGAAAUGCCAAUCUAAUCCAUGAUAGACCAUCUACAAUAGCAGCAGCAGCAACAUUGUGGAUGUUGGACCAAAGAUUAUCAAGAGAGUCUUUGGAGCUUAAGAUCAACGCCUUAUCCUCCAGUGGUUUUCUAAAAAUUGAAGAUAUAAUAUCGUUUUAUAAUCAAAUGAAGGAACUAGACACGUCCAGCAGCAUAAGAUCUCCUCCAUUAACACCAAUUCAGUUGCGAAGAACGUCGAAUGAUGUUUUGGAGAACUCUACAAUUGCUAGCUCUGGCCUUACUGCUAAAAGAAAGAGCCUUACUUUCACUGAUGAGGGUGAUCAAAACGUUAAAAUGCCUGAUAGUAAACGACAAGGCUAGAGAAAUCUUUUAAAAGUGGUUUGGCGGGGAAAAGAAAGCAAAGUUUGCUCGCGUUACGCCUAUGGACAUCUAUAUGAAUUGCAAUUUA